Messenger RNA from Micropterus dolomieu (smallmouth bass), 1428 nucleotides. It is a transcript of the gene hpgd, whose product is annotated as 15-hydroxyprostaglandin dehydrogenase. Gene Ontology annotation, molecular function: oxidoreductase activity, acting on the CH-OH group of donors, NAD or NADP as acceptor. Bases 148 to 933 code for a protein of 261 amino acids. Gene Ontology annotation, cellular component: cytoplasm. The record is from RefSeq and is a predicted model, not a curated record. The transcript has 7 exons. NCBI's taxonomy places the organism in Eukaryota, Metazoa, Chordata, Actinopteri, Centrarchiformes, Centrarchidae.
CACAGAGGAGGACCGAGAAAGAAGACUCAGAGAAGAAAGGCCGGUGAGACUUAGAAAGAAGAGAGAGAAUAAAUAGAGGAAACGCAAAGUGUGAGAGGCAGAAGGAGGAAGACGAAGUGUUGGGGGUUUUGCUGUUGUGCUGGGAUCAUGUCUCUGAAUGGGAAGGUGGCUCUGGUGACCGGAGGAGCUCAGGGCAUUGGGAGAGCUGUGGUCCAGUCACUACUGCAGAGCUCAGCCAAGGUGGCUGUGGUCGACCUGAACAAAACCUGUGGCGAAGAGUGCAAAGCACAGCUGGACGCCGAGUUUGGAGAGGGAAACUGCGCCUUUAUUCCAUGUGAUGUGUCCAAUGGAGACGCGCUGAGAGACGCAUUCCAGAGCACAAUAGACCAGUUUGGUCAUCUGGACAUCGUUAUUAACAAUGCCGGGAUCAACAAUGAAAAGAACUGGGAGAAGACCAUACAAGUCAACCUGACCUCUGUAAUCAAAGGGACCUACCUGGCGCUGGAACACAUGAGUAAAGAGUAUGGCAAGGAAGGAGGCACCAUUAUCAAUGUAUCCUCUAUGGCAGCCUUCCUGCAUUCUCCUCAUCAGCCUGUCUAUACUGCUACUAAACAUGGAGUCAUUGGCUUCACUAGAGCUAUGGCGGACGCGUCUUCUGAGGGCAACUAUGGUGUUCGUAUCAACGUCCUGUGUCCAGCGUUCGUCGACACUCCUCUGCUGCACUCAGUGGAACAUGAGGACAACAUGGGCAAGUUUGUCAAGUUCAAGGAUGAUUUCAAACGGAGCAUGAGCAAGUUUGGAGUUUUAAAGCCAUCAUUGAUAGCAGAGGGCAUGAUGAGGUUGAUUGAGGACACCAGUCUUAAUGGAGCGGUGAUGAAGAUCACCUGCUCCAAGGGAAUCCACUUUCACACCUAUGAACCCAUGUCUGCUUGAGCCUUAUCGUACUGGACUCCAAGUUGCUGCUGAGGAAAGCAAUGCAGUACUUGAUCCUGCCACACAUGAGAAACUGGUUCAGGAGAAUAUGUGGCUGCUUUUGGACUUAAUAUCAGAAAUACGUCAAACCCUUGUUUGGAUUCUACUGGAAAAACUGCACCUGUCCAAAUUAACAAAUGCUUUUCAAAUAAUAAUUCCAUUCACUGUCUGAUUGUAUUGAUUGUGUUAAUAAUAUGGUAAUGAUGAUCAUAAUUAUCAAAAUGAGAGUUAGUCAAGAUAUAAACUUUGCCAGUCCAAACACAUACGUCAUUCUUUUUCAGUAGGGUUUUCAUGUUAAAGGAAAUAAUUGACAGUCAGUGUCAUCCACCUCAGACCACCUAUGAUGUUGCACUUUCAGCUUCAACAGUUCUAUGAAAACAACUGUAACAGUUAUUAUUUAACAGCUGUACUUUUUUUGAUUAGUGUAAAAAUAAAAAAGAAUUUAUUGAAAUAGUU